GGCGGAGCGUGAGCAACGGGGCAGGCCACUUCGGCCAUGAAGCGCCAGCAGCAGCGGCGUCGGCCGCGGCGCGGGUCGGGCCAGUGUCUCGGGGCGGAGGGUGGGUGGCGCGUCUCCCCGAGCGACCGAGGCGCGCACAGUGCCGCCAGCAAGGGCGCAAAGAAGGCGCCGGCAGCGUCCUGCUGCAGCUUGUCCGGCACCGAGACUCAGCAGGAGAUGGCGCGGCUGAACAGCCCUGGUGGCCGCUUCUCCCCGCCGCCGCGCUGCUUCGUGGAUGUCUACAGCUCGGAGCCAGACGUAGCCGGAGGGGAAGGGAGCCUGGGGCGCCACCACGGCACGACGCACGCCUACCGCGACGAUGGGGGGAUGCUGCUGCCGCGUAGUCAUAAGCACAAGGCCGCGGCAGCGCCAAAACACGCGCGCCAGCUUGCCUCGGCUGCCGCCGCAUCCUCCCGCCCGCCCCGGCUCUCCGCCUGGCAACAUCAGCACCUUGCACCCCCCGGGGAGGGCUUCGCAACCCCUUGUACCACUUCUUGUACAACCCUCUACGGCGGGGAGUAUAAUGGCCAGCCCGAGCCCCUCAGUCGCCUACCCUCACGUUGCCCCCGAGUGGAGGAUGUCGUCCGCGACGACCAGUGGGCAUGUCCUGUCAACAGGCCACUAGAGUACGGCGCAGACUUCCCCACCGAUGCCAGCAAGCCGCCCUCUGUCUGCCCCUCUUCCUUCUCCUUCACCCAGAUGGACAAAGUCCCCCCCAAGCUCCAGAAGAGCGAGCUCAGGAGAAGGGAUUGGCAAGAGCACUGCGAGAGCAGCCCCAGCUUAGCGGAUCUGAUGCACUCGUUGACCCGGCAGUAUGAGGAGGAGGAGCCACCACAGCCUUACCUCGGCCACAGUGACCGCCACCACCACCGCCACCACCAGGAUCAUCACCAUAAAUCCAAGAAGGGAGACCCACCACCGAUCACCCUCCAGGAUCUGUCUGAUAAGAGAUACGAGGAUUUGAUCCCUGAAAGGGACAAAAAGAUUGCCGCUCUGAUGCUGGCCAGGCACCAAGAAGAGGAGGAGAUGAAGGACAGGCAGCUGCAGGUCUCUGAUGCUUGGGAGAAGAUGAAGCGGAAGGAGAGGAAAAACAAAGCAAGGAUGGAGAAGGACAGGCAAUACCAGCUGGCUGAGAAUCUGGACCAGUGGCAAAGGGAUCGGGAUCAAAGAAAAGCCAAGCUCAGGCUGGAGGAACAACAACUGCUGGCAGCCAGGGAAAGGGACAUGAUGCUGCGUGAGAAGAAGUGGAAGAAAAUGGCCAAAGAACAGGAGAGCAGGCGCAGGGAGAAACUUGAAAAUGCCAAACUUCAGGCUGAGUAUAAGAAACGGUGUCAAGAAAAGCAGCUCUGGGACAAAAGGUUAAACGAGAGAAGUGCUAGAGAGCAGAGCUCUCAUGUGUACAAAGAGAGGAUGCUGCAAGCCCUGGAGAAGAAGCUGAUGAAGGAAAUGGAAAGGAAGAGGAGGAAAGUGGAUAUGAAUGAAUACAAAAGAACCAAGAAUGUGUAUGCAAAGGAGCAAGUGGGUGAUAGAUUAAAAGCUGAUGAGCUAUACAAGAGACUCUGUAUUGAACAAAAGCUGCAGAGGUCUCAGGAGAUCCUAGAGCAGCUGCUUGAAGAACGGAACAGAGAAUUAAAAGACAAGUCUUUCAAAGAAGAUGAGCAGAGCAUGGUAGCCAAAGUCAGAGCCAAAGAGACAGAGGAAGAGAAGAGGAGGCGUAAAGAGAUGUUGCUGCAGAUAGCUGAGAUGAAGAUCCAGCAGGCCAGAGAAAUGAUGACCAAAAAUAUCCAAGACAGAACACAGCGUGUGAAAGAAAUGAACUGUAUAAAAGAAAGGAACCAUCAUUCCCGCAAACAGAAACUGGAUGAUGAAGAAAAAUGCCACCUGCGGGAAAUGCAAGAAGCUUUAAGGAGGAAAGAUCACAAAAGCAAUCAGAUUCUAAGGCACAAAGAUGCAGCUAUUGAAGAAUCUAGGAAAAUAGCCAGAGCAUCUUACGAUCUUAGAGAAAAAGUGAGAGAUAUGAUAAACCACAAUUCACUGGAUCAUAGGGCUUUAGAUGCCCAUCGUAACGCAAGUCUCCUUCGGGGCCUCUAGUGAAGUUUAAAAGUCUAGACUGUCUUGUGCCCCAAAAGUUGGUUGUAAUGUGUCCGUUUAGUGGAACUCUGCAGUGCUGUACACUAAAGUGGUUUCUGCCUUAAUUACUGUUUGACUCAUAACUGUUUGGGAGAGUAUGGGUGUAAAGGAGUUUACAAUAUAUACUAAAAAUAUUUCCAUUGCAGUUGUAAUUUCAUUGUGAACAGAAAGUGCUGAGCCUCGGUCACAUGCUGCUCUCUGUAAUGCAAUUUAGAAUGUGGACCAGACAAUAUUAGGCACUUGUAAUUGAAUAUUCCUGUUACAAAUAAGGAUUUUUUAAAAACAACAACCAACAAAUAUAUAUUUUACUAUAAAUAUCUGGAGUUGCUAACAAAUUAUGUCUGUUACAGAGUGUUUCCUAUAACAGAUCAAUAUGUAUAAAAUCAUAUUUAAAGGUAUUGCAAUACUUUGCUAUCCCAAUAAAUACUACUUUUCUAGCAGAAUAGCCUAAGCAAAAGUCUGUAUACGUGCACAUAGCCACCUAAUUACAAAUCCCUUCUAUUUUAGUGUGCCUUAUGACCAUCACUAAGUUCAGAAUAAUAGUCAUUAUUUGGCAAACUUUAUAAAUAUUGUUUUAGCAUGUGGCUGUACUGCCAGUGUUAAGUUUAGAAUGUAUUGAAAUGAGAAACAAAACAAACCACAAAACACUACUUGAGCUUCAUUUAAUGUUCUGAUCUGUAACGUAAAACUUUACAUGUAUUUCGAGUUAUUAUUUUCCCCCUUCAUUUUCUGUAAUCAAGUGCCUUGAAGAAUUACUGAAUAUGUGAUAUUUAGAAUGUUGGUUGGGGAAAUAAAAGAGAUAUAAGUUAGGA
Molecule: messenger RNA, 2981 nt
Organism: Hemicordylus capensis (graceful crag lizard)
Lineage: Eukaryota; Metazoa; Chordata; Lepidosauria; Squamata; Cordylidae
Gene: CCDC185
Product: coiled-coil domain containing 185
Exons: 1
Coding region: 37-2130 (697 amino acids)
Source: RefSeq, a predicted model, not a curated record